AUGGGAUAUCAAACCAACGAUGGACCAGCAACUGCGUCUGAAGAUUCAAAGGAGGAUCUGAACCAAGUCAUAAACUCGAUUCAGAAAACUUUGGGACUCCUUCAUCAGCUUCACCUUACUGUCUCUUCUUUCACUCCCGCUUCUCAGCUUCAUCUCCUCCAGCGCCUAAACUCUCUAGUGACGGAGCUGAAUAUCAUGGCGAAGUUGUCUGAGAAAUGCAACAUUCAAGUCCCCAUUUUCGAAAUCAUACAUCGAAAA
Messenger RNA from Eruca vesicaria subsp. sativa (arugula), 258 nucleotides. The record is from the annotation of a GenBank genome assembly. Lineage: Eukaryota; Viridiplantae; Streptophyta; Magnoliopsida; Brassicales; Brassicaceae.